Diplodia corticola is the source of this 1932-nucleotide messenger RNA. RefSeq names its product cytochrome p450. Lineage: Eukaryota; Fungi; Ascomycota; Dothideomycetes; Botryosphaeriales; Botryosphaeriaceae. The coding region runs from base 1 to 1932 and encodes 643 amino acids. The record is from RefSeq and is a predicted model, not a curated record. Gene Ontology annotation, molecular function: monooxygenase activity; heme binding; oxidoreductase activity, acting on paired donors, with incorporation or reduction of molecular oxygen. The transcript has 3 exons.
AUGGACGGGAGUACACCCAUCUUCGCCUACGGCGCAGCCGCCCUGCUCGGCGUAGUCUCCCACGUCGCCUACUUCAACCGCUCCGAACACCACCUCCACGCCGUCCGCUACAUGCAACUCUACCUCCUCGCCUACGCCACCGCCGUCUUCAUCCUCGCCCGCACAGCGUCAGAAGCAUCCGCCUCCCCCUCUCCCUUCCCCUCCCCCCACCACCUCGCCGCCGCCGCCAAACCCGCCGCCUCCCUCCUCGCCACCCACCUCCUCGGCCUCUACGCCUCCCUCCUCACCUACCGCGCCACCCCGCUCCACCCUCUCCACGCCUUCCCCGGCCCCUUCCUCGCCCGCCUCACCUCCUUCUACCUCCCCCUGCACGUCCUCCACCGCGUCCCCAACAAACCCUCCACCCCCAACAACCCCAGCAAACACACCAAACUCAUCCCCCAAGCCCACAAAACCCUCGCCGCCCUGCACGCGCGCCACGGCCCCAUCGUCCGCGUCGGCACCGCCGAGCUCUCCGUCGCCGACCCCGCCGCCGUGCCGCUCGUCUACGGCGCGGGCAGCAGUUGCACGAAGGCGCCGUGGUACGACAACGACAGGCCGCUGACGAGCAUGCACACGGCGCGCGACAGGGGAUAUCACGAUGCCAGGAGGAAGGUGUGGGGCAGGGCGUUUGCGGCGGGGGGGAAGGUCUUGGCGGGGUAUGAGCGGAGGGUGGGAGCGAGGGUGGAGGGGUUGGUGGGGGGGUUGAGGGAGGCGAUGGGGGGGAAGGUGGGGGGGAAGGCGGGGGAGGGGGAGGGGGAGAAGAAGGAGGGGGUCGAUGCGAGGGAGUGGUUUGCGUGGUUUGCGUAUGAUGUUAUGGGGGAGUUGGCGUUUGGGAAGGGGUUUGGCUGCGUCGAGGGGGGAAAGGGGCAUUGGGCGAUUGGGUUGCUGGAGGAGGGGAUGAGGCCGAUGGGGUUCAUGUUGCCGCCGUGGGCUUUCCGCACGCUGGCCGCCAUUCCCGGCGUCGCGGCCGGGUACUGGAAGUUCAUCAACUACUGCUCGGACCAGCUCGAGGAGCGCAUGAAGACGAAGCCCGAGGACCCGGACAUCAUGUCGGCGCUCAUCGAGCCCGUCAAGGACAAGCAGCUCUCCGACCGCGAGCUGAGGAUGCUGCAGGCCGACUCGAGACUGAUCAUCGUCGCCGGGAGGUACCCCAAACCAACCAACCCACUAACCCUGAUUCCCCUCCCCUCCCCAGCGACACCACCUCCAGCACCCUCACCCACAUCUUCUACCACCUCGCCGCCGCGCCGCACCACCAAGCCACCCUCCUCGCCGAGCUCCGCCCACACAUGCCCGACCCCUCCUCCCAAACCACCGCGAAGAUCCCCCCCCCACCGCACCCUCCUCACCCUCCCCCACCUCAACGCCCUCAUCGCCGAAACCCUCCGCCUCCACCCGCCCGUCCCCUCCGCCCUCCAGCGCCUCACGCCCCCCGCCGGCCUCACCCUGCCCUCGGGCACGCACAUCCCCGGCAACACCGUCGUGUGGUGCCCGGCCUACGUCAUCGGCCGCUCGCCCGCCGCGUACGUCGAGCCCGACGAGUUUUGUCCGGAGCGGUGGUACAACGACGACGACGACAACGACGAUGACGACAAUGACGAGGAGCGGAAGGAGGGAAAGAAGGGGAAGGGGAAGAAAGGGUGGGUGCGCGAUGCCAAGGCGUACGCGCCGUUUGGCUUGGGGACGUAUGCGUGCGUGGGGAAGCCGUUGGCGAUGAUGGAGCUGCGGAUGGUGGUGGCGGGGGUGGUGGCGGCGUUUGAGGUGGGCUUGGCGGAGGGGGAGGAUGGCGCGGAGCUGUUGGGAGGGAGUGCGGAUCAUUUCACUUUGGGGUGUGGGCGGUUGAGGCUGUGUUUUAGGGAGAGGGAGAGGGAGAGGGGGGGCGGAAAGUAA